Molecule: messenger RNA, 630 nt
Organism: Aspergillus uvarum CBS 121591
Lineage: Eukaryota; Fungi; Ascomycota; Eurotiomycetes; Eurotiales; Aspergillaceae
Exons: 5
Coding region: 1-630 (209 amino acids)
Source: RefSeq, a predicted model, not a curated record
AUGCGCGAGCGUUUCCUACGCGAGGGAUACGUCCCUACUCCCCAAGACAAAGCUCUAGACUUCCGUCGCCGCUACUUCUUCCACAUGGCCCCCUCCGGCCUCCUCAAGGACGGCUCAGACCCUGUGGACCGCAUCUUCAACGAGAAGGUCACCCGCAAGUUCCUUCCUCCAGGAGAUCUCCGCCGGCUUCUUGGCCUCCAGAACGAUGCAGAAUCCGACGAAUACCUGAAGCGGAUGAUCAGCGCCCACGAGCGCACGAUGCUCCGGGCCUUUAUGUAUCUUCGCGCCGAUCCGCCCACCAGCCUGACGGCGUGGGUGCCGAUCGGGGACGUCUCGCUGGAGGCUGGCGGGCUGAUGUACCUAGAGAAGUCGACGGAAAUUGGGCGCAGGACGGGGGAGGAAUUCCGUCGCAAUGCGGGGAAUUUUACCGAUGAGAAGCGUAAUCGGAAGUGGUUGAUCACGAAGUAUGAGGCUGGGGAUGUCAUCUUUCAUGAUCCUUUUCUAGUGCACGCGACUUGCAACAAUAAGGAUCCAAAGCGAAAGAUUCGGUUGGCCACAGAUUUGAGGUUCGUGGAUGCGAAUCUAACGUACGAUCAGGUUGGUUCCCAUUCUUCCUGCCACGUGCAAUAG